AAUUACAGUUACCAUAAAACUUUCAUGGAGAACUAUUAAGUUUGGUUUAAAGAAGCUUAGAUCGCGUGCGGGCAAUGAUAUAAUUAAAUCGAAACAUAGAGCGAGGGAAUUUAUACCUCCAAAAUUCCAUUUUAAGCAAAAACCCAAAUCUAUUGAUUUUACAAAUGGUGAACGAUCUUACACAUUAGGAAGGAGAGAUAUUUAUAGUUGUACAAGGGUCAUAUUAAAAAAUGCU
Messenger RNA from Funneliformis mosseae, 235 nucleotides. The record is from the annotation of a GenBank genome assembly. NCBI's taxonomy places the organism in Eukaryota, Fungi, Glomeromycota, Glomeromycetes, Glomerales, Glomeraceae.